Manihot esculenta (cassava) is the source of this 5086-nucleotide messenger RNA. Its product is annotated as TBC1 domain family member 15. The transcript has 15 exons. The coding region runs from base 127 to 1791 and encodes 554 amino acids. Gene Ontology annotation, biological process: activation of GTPase activity. NCBI's taxonomy places the organism in Eukaryota, Viridiplantae, Streptophyta, Magnoliopsida, Malpighiales, Euphorbiaceae. Gene Ontology annotation, molecular function: GTPase activator activity. The record is from RefSeq and is a predicted model, not a curated record.
UAUUAAGUUAAUAUGGGAUUUUCCCUUCCUACUCCCCGAACCUAACCCAACGCCAAAUCCUUUCUUCUUCCUUAAGCAAAUUCACUCGUCUCUCUUUCUGCUCUGCAAAUAACAAAAUCCCUAGUCAUGCAAGAAACAGAGCUCCACGAUUUAUCUGACGACCCAGAUUAUGCUGCUUCUAUCCAGCAAGGAUCAGCAAGUGACAUGAUGAGGAGCAACAGCAGUAAGCGAAGCUCGUCCAGCGAACCAGAAGGCGCUGAAGUUGUGUAUUUGAAGGAUAAUGUGGCGAUUCAUCCGACUCAGUUCGCUUCUGAGAGAAUUAGUGGCAGAUUGAAGCUUAUUAAGCAAGGCUCAUCUCUCUUUAUUACAUGGAUUCCAUACAAAGGGCAAACCUCGAAUGCGAGAUUGUCUGAGAAAGAUAGCAGUCUUUACACCAUAAAGGCCGUGCCUUUUACAGAUGUGCGUUCCAUUCGUCGACACACUCCAACUCUUGGGUGGCAGUACAUAAUAGUUGUUUUGUCAUCAGGACUCGCAUUUCCCCCUCUUUACUUCUACAAUGGAGGAGUCAAAGAGUUCCUUGCUACAAUAAAGCAACAUGUUUUGAUUGUGAGGUCAUUGGAAGAUGCAAAUGUAUUUUUGGUCAAUGAUUUCCAAAAUCCUUUGCAGAGAACUUUAUCCUCUUUGGAGCUUCCUAGGGCCGUUCCUAUUGCAAGUGGGGCAUCCGCAUAUGCUUCAACUGGUGAAUCUCCAUCUUAUGAAAACCAAGAAAGAGCUGCUAGGGAUGCCCACAAUGGAAGCUCUAGCAUUUCUCAAAAUGUCAGGAGGCAGAGGCAAAAGAGCAAUGAUCCUGCUCGAGAUCUCUCAAUCCAAGUAUUGGAAAAAUUUUCUCUUGUAACCAGAUUUGCUAGGGAAACAACUUCACAAUUGUUCCGAGAAAAUCAAAGCAAUGGAUUUGGUGCUGUUGAGAGGAAAAACUACAGCCAUUCUUCCCUUGAUAUUCCUCCAAAGAUACCAAAGGACACAGAGGAAGUUCCUAUUCAAAGUACAGUACCGUCAGAUCCUCUUGAGUUUGAUAAGCUGACACUUGUGUGGGGAAAACCACGACAGCCACCCCUAGGUUUUGAAGAGUGGUCCACUUUCUUGGAUUCUGAAGGACGAGUCAUGGAUUCUAAAGCUUUAAGGAAGAGAAUAUUCUAUGGAGGAGUUGAGCACACGUUAAGGAGAGAGGUGUGGCCACUUCUGUUGGGAUAUCAUACAUAUGAUUCAACAUAUGAAGAAAGGGAAUGCCUUCAGUAUAACAAAAAAUUGGAGUAUGAAACCAUAAAAAGACAAUGGCAGAGCAUCUCUCCUGAACAGGCAAAGAGAUUUACAAAAUUUAGGGAAAGGAAAGGCCUUAUAGACAAAGAUGUGGUGAGGACCGAUAGGUCACUUUCUUUCUAUGAUGGGGAUGACAAUCCAAAUGUGAAUAUCUUAGGGGAUAUACUAUUGACCUACUCAUUCUAUAACUUCGAUCUUGGUUAUUGUCAGGGUAUGAGUGAUUUGCUGUCUCCUAUUUUGUUUGUGAUGGAGGAUGAAUCAGAAUCAUUUUGGUGCUUUGUAGCACUGAUGGAACGUCUUGGACCCAACUUUAAUCGUGACCAAAGUGGCAUGCACUCUCAACUUUUUGCAUUAUCCAAGCUGAUAGAGAUCCUAGACAGUCCAUUGCACAACUAUUUCAAGCAGAAUGAUUGCUUGAAUUACUUCUUUUGUUUCCGCUGGAUUCUAAUACAAUUUAAAAGGAUCUUCUCAUAGGGAAGAGGAUUGAAAAUGGUAGAUUGCAUGAUGGCUUAUAUAUGUUGGAAGGUGAUCUAGGUUCUCCAAUAUUUCAAGCCUGUUUUAGAGAAAAUAGGAAUGUCAAUACAGUGUCACAGGCGGUUAGGGCAUCCAUCAUUUUUUGUCUUAAAAAAACUUUAUCCUAGUUUGUUUGUUAGAACUCAGUUUGGUUCUUUAUUUUCUGAUGCUCGUGAGUAUGCUAAGCACACUAUAGCCUCAUAUCCUUUGAAUCAUAAUAAAAGCCAAAUUCCUUUUGUGACUAUUUAUUCUGAUGUUUGGAGGUCUACUCAAACUGUCUCCUUAUCUAGUAAUCGAUGGUUUGUCAUCUUUAUUGAUUGUUGCACUCGAAUGAUUUGAAUCUAUUUGAUUAAAGCUAAAAGUGAUAUAUUUUCUUGUUUUUAAUCCUUUCACAAGAUUAUUUGUACUCAAUUUGAUACUGAGGUGAAAAUUUUGAGAAUUGACAAUAGAAGAUAAUACAUGGAUAGUAGGCUCCAUAUUUAUUUGGAGAAUAAUAGAAUAGUACACUAGACAAGUUGUCUUUAUACUAGUGUUCAAAAUGGCGUUGUUGAAAUGAAAAACAAGCAUCUAUUGGAGGUAGCUCGAUCACUUAUGUUUACCAUGAACCUAUCCUAAGCAUAUUGUGGAGAUACAGUCCUCUAUCUGCUUAUCUUAUCAUUAGAAUGCUUCUCAAGGCCCUUGACUUUAUGAGUUCUUUGGAGGUUCUAGAAGGAAAGAAUUCAUACAUUGUUCCACAAAAAGUAUUUGGGUGUGGUUGCUUUGUCCAUUCUAAGACGGUGGGAAAGUUGGACUCCGAUACCCUUAAAUGUAUGUUUGUUGUGUAUUCUCCAACACAAAAAGGAUAUAGGUGUUAUCACCCUCCAUAUAGGAAAUACUUUAUCAGUAUGGAUAUUAUCUUCCAAGAAACUGAACCCUACUUCAGUGCCACCCACUCACCUUUUCAGGGGGAGAAUAAUGAGCAAGAAGAGGUGAUUCCGAACUCUGUGAUUCUGAAUGAUAUGAUUCAGCUAGAGAGUUCGAGUUUUAGUAGACAGGGGAAGGUGUCCAAUUAGGGGAAGAAAAUUGGAUGUUUGGACGAGCAAGAUUUGAGGAGAUAUUCGAGGAGAGACAAGGCAGAAGAAGCCAUUAUGCAGUCUAUUCGGAGUCAAGAACUUUCUUCUGGUGAGUUAUUCACAACUCUUGAAUGCUCCAAUGAUUUAGAUAAACCUAUUGCACAAAGAAAAGAGGUCAGAUUUUAUACUAAACACUUUAUUUUUAACUUUGUUUUUUAUGAAUCCGUCUCCUUCCUGUAGAGCUUUUGUAUUGUCUAUUUUCUCUGUAUCUAUUCUACAGGAUUGGAAGAAGUUCUUGCAGAUCCUAAAUGGAAGGGAGUAAUGAUUGAAGAGAUGAAAGCACGGACUAAAAGUGAGACUUGGGAGCUCGUCACUCUCCCACCCGGGAAGAAACUUGUUGGUUGUAAGUGGGUGUUCACAAUGAAACACAAAACUGAUGGCACAAUUGAACGGUUUAAGGUCAUAUUGGUUGCUAAAGGAUUCACCAAACCUAUGAAGUAGAUUAUCAAGAGACAUUUGGCCCAGUUGAAAAAAUGAACUCAAUCACAGUCCUAUUAUCUUUUGCUGCCAACUUGGACUGGAACUUACAACAGUUUGAUGUAAAGAAUGUUUUCCUCCAUGGAGAUUUAGGAGAAGAAGUGUUCAUGGAGAUCUCUCCUGGGUUCGCUGAUGAGAAGAUACAAGGAAAGGUGUGCAGGUUAGAAAAAGGUUUUGUAUGGACUAAAACAAUCUCCACAAAUCUUGGUUUGAUAGGUUUAGCAGAGUCAUGAUGUCCUUUGGUUACCAACAGAGCAAUGUUGAUCGCACUCUGUUUAUUAAACAUCACAAGGGCACGAUCACCUUUCUUAUCGUGUAUGUUGAUGAUAUAAGUGAUUGACAAAGAGGAAAUAAUUCAACUAAAAAGGUUAUUGGCUCAAGAAUUUGAAAUCAACGAUUUAGGAAAGCUGCAAUAUUUCCUAGGUAUUGAGAUGGCUAGAUUAGAAAAAGAAAUUUUUAUCUCCUAAAGAAAGUAUAUUCUAGAUAUUUUGGAAGAAAUUGGUAUAUUAGGGUGUAAACUAGCAAAAUCUCCCAUUAAAAGUAAUCACAAGAUGCAAAUAGAAAUUGGUGAGUCCAUAGUAUUGAAAGAUACCAGAGAUUGGUAGGGAAGUUAAUUUAUCUCUCACACACUCGACCGAAUAUAACUUAUGCAGUUAGCUUAGUCAGCCAAUUCUUGCAUGACCCUAGCGAGACUCAUAUGCAAGCUGUAGUUCGCAUUUUGAGAUACUUAAAAGUCUGCAUCAGGGAAAGGGCUUCUUUAUUCUAAACAUGGUCACUUUCGAAUUGAAGCUUUUACAGAUGCAGAUUUGGCAUGAUCUCUCAAUAACAGGAGAUCCACCCCACAACUACUGCAAAGUUGUGGGAGGGAACCUUGUCGCUUGGAGGACCAAAAAACUAAGUGUAGUUCAGUCAAGUGCUGAAGCAGAAUACAGAGCAAUGACUCAAGGUGAGUGUGAACUUUUAUGGUUGCAGAAGUUAUUGGAGGAGUUGAAGUUGCUCGAGAGAGAUAAAAUAAUUUUGUAUUGUGACAAAAAAUCUAUUAUCAGUAUAGCACAAAAUCCAGUCCAACAUAACCGAAUGAAGCACGUUGAGAUUGAUCGACACUUUAUUAAUGAAAAAUUAACAGACGGUGUUUUGAGUUUAGUUCAUGUAACUUCCACUAGGCAAUUUGUGGAUGUGUUUACUAAAGGGCUCAACAAUAAGAUCUGUCAUAAUCUGAUUUGCAAGUUGGGCAUAUGCGAUAUCUAUGCACCAACUUGAGGGGAAGUGUUGACUUAUUUGCUGAUUUUAAGAAUACGAUUUGAUUUGAUUUACUUGGUUGACGCACAGUCAUAUAAAAAUCCUACAUCCCUGUUUUCUCCAUUUCAUUUAUAAAAUGGAGAAGAAAGUUGCAACAAAUAUCACUGUUUUAGGUAAACCAUUCAGAAGUCAUUUUGAUUCCAAAAGUGCCAUUUAAUAUAUCCUACAGUUAACAAAUUCGUUGAUUCUUGUAAGUGGUACCUAUACUGCCCAUCAUAAUCAUCUAAAUUUUAUGUUAUUUCUUUUGUAUUCAAUUUCUUACUCCUUCAUUUAAUGUGAACAGAAAAGGAAAAAAAUGACCAUGUUCCUGUAGUUAUAUUUGAUGUAUAAAUUUUAAUUUUCCAGAGAAUUUGAAUUUGAGAAGGUAA